Mytilinidion resinicola is the source of this 724-nucleotide messenger RNA. RefSeq lists its product as uncharacterized. The transcript has a single exon. NCBI's taxonomy places the organism in Eukaryota, Fungi, Ascomycota, Dothideomycetes, Mytilinidiales, Mytilinidiaceae. The coding region runs from base 88 to 564 and encodes 158 amino acids. The record is from RefSeq and is a predicted model, not a curated record.
UCAGGGUUCUUCCAAGCCCUUUAACGCAAACGCACAAAAAACCGCCCUCCUUCCUAUUGUCGACAUAGCGCUUCUAUCUAGGUGAAUAUGCACCUCACUGACACGGCACCACGCGCCACAACCCCCCUCCCUCGUGGCAGCCCUACCACGCCUCUAAUGCACCCCCCCAAAUCUCACCUCUUCAUCCUGCAUCCUGCAUCCUGUCAUCGAAAAAGAUCUCACGCACCCCGUGCAUCGCACCUAGCAGCGCCUCCCAAACAAACCCCUCUCCACACAGCACACCACACCGAUCGCCCACGCCGACGCUCCUUUACCGUGCAGUUAAUCCUGCCACCUGCCUUACCCUCGAGCCCCCGAGCCGCCCUCCUCCUAUUCCGUUCCCGCGCCUCAUCCCGCGCCGCCCGUCUAUCCCCCCACACUCCCGACCCGCGUUGUCGCAAACCGCGUGGGGCCACCGACGUUAAACGCAACAGGGCAGGUGACGAUCUUGCGUCCCCCCAAGAUCCCGCCACGCUACGCGACGUCGUACGCGCAGCACCUGAGAGGCGACAGAUGGGCAAGUAACCCGGUGCUGCGGGCCGUGGUGGCGCCCAGGACCCGCGCGCUCGGGAGAGGUGUGUGGUACAAGUCGGUAGGGGUGUACAAUGACGGGUGCGAGGGGGCGUUGGGUGCGGUGCCAAGCCUGGCGAACGUCGGUCGUUGUGGUGUGAGAGGGGCGGGGUAU